Apus apus (common swift) is the source of this 1342-nucleotide messenger RNA. RefSeq names its product nucleolar protein interacting with the FHA domain of MKI67 (gene NIFK). Gene Ontology annotation, cellular component: nucleolus. NCBI's taxonomy places the organism in Eukaryota, Metazoa, Chordata, Aves, Apodiformes, Apodidae. The record is from RefSeq and is a predicted model, not a curated record. Bases 5 to 799 code for a protein of 264 amino acids. Gene Ontology annotation, biological process: maturation of LSU-rRNA from tricistronic rRNA transcript (SSU-rRNA, 5.8S rRNA, LSU-rRNA). The transcript has 6 exons. Gene Ontology annotation, molecular function: RNA binding.
CCCGAUGGCGGCGGCGGCGGAGGCGGCCGCGCCGGCCCCGGCGGCCGCGUCGUUCCUGGCCCUGGAGCCGCGGCUGCAGCGGGAGCUCCAGCAGAAGGUGCAGCGGGUCCGCAGCGACCGGGCGGGCAAGGAGGCGCUGAGGCCGGGCGUGCUGUACGUGGGGCACCUGCCGCGGGGCCUCUGCGAGCCGCAGAUCCGCCAGUACUUCGAGCAGUUCGGGACGGUGACGCGGCUGCGGCUCUCCAGGAGCAAGAAGACUGGAGCUAGCAAGGGCUAUGGGUUCAUAGAGUUUGAGUCUGAUGAUGUGGCCAAGAUCGUUGCAGACACAAUGAACAACUACCUGUUUUCUGAAAGGCUGCUGAAGUGUCAGUUCCUACCUCCUGAAAGGGUCCAUGAAAAUCUCUUCAAAAGCAGUAACAAGAUAUUCCUGAAGCCCUCCCAGCCGGCGGUCAGGCGGUACAACCGGGUGCGCUCCCUGCUGCAGAAGGCAAAGAUGACCAAGCGGCUGCUGCGGAAGGAGAAGCUGCUCCGCAAGAGGCUGGCUGAAAAGGGGCUGGAUUAUGACUUCCCAGGAUUUGCUGCACAGGAGCUUGCCAUAAAGAGAAAAAAAAUUGCAACAUCCAAGAAGUCAAAACCGGACAUUUCUUUGAGCAGCCAGGAUCCUACUCCAGUCUGUACUCCAACAGUGCUCGAACGCCGGAAAGCUGCCCAGUUGGAUGAUGAUGCAGAGGACAAAGAAAUAACUCUCAGACUGCCCCCUGCAAGUGUUAAGAAAGCUGUGGAGAGACCAAAGAAGUAGCCAAGAAAAAGACAACCCUGGAAGAAACAGAAAUAGACUUAAAAUCAUGGUGGCUAUUAGCCAUGUUUUUUCUGAACUCAAAACCUGGUGAAGUGGAGCUUCUAGUGGUUCUGCUGCCCUGGCUCUGUUCAUCUUGGCUAGACUGUUUCAGUCUUAUCUAGCCAAGGAAUCUGUUCACAAAUCCUGCCCCUCCUGUUUAGCCAUGUGGGGACCUACAGUUUUCUUUACCUUUGAAGAUAUUCUUGACUUUGUCCUCACAAGUGCCUGUGCUGUGACACACCUAUAGUUGUGCCAGAACCUUCAAUUAAUUCUGUGUCUUGUCUCUGGCGCUCACUGUUCGGAAAGAAGAUGUGAGGUUGACAGUUCAGAACUUGCUGAUGUGGGCAGUAUCUUACCUUUAUAAUUAAUGGUGGGCUAUAAAAAAACCCAAACAUUUUUUCAACUGAGCAGACUCUUGUUAGUGGUCCUUCUGUUUAACUGAACGUCUGUAUUGCAUACGAGUUCUGACACAUUUACACAAAUAAACCCAUACCUUGAAUUUCA